This is a messenger RNA of Suillus subalutaceus, 835 nucleotides long. RefSeq lists its product as uncharacterized. The record is from RefSeq and is a predicted model, not a curated record. The coding region runs from base 85 to 756 and encodes 223 amino acids. Gene Ontology annotation, biological process: mRNA splicing, via spliceosome; nuclear-transcribed mRNA catabolic process; spliceosomal snRNP assembly. Gene Ontology annotation, cellular component: U6 snRNP; P-body; spliceosomal tri-snRNP complex. Lineage: Eukaryota; Fungi; Basidiomycota; Agaricomycetes; Boletales; Suillaceae. Gene Ontology annotation, molecular function: U6 snRNA binding. The transcript has 5 exons.
AUUUAGUGUCUCCUACUGCAACGUCUUUCGACGCGACUAUCGAGCACGACCUAAGAAGUGAUAAAACUCUUGCCAUAUAACAAGAUGUUGCCUCUAUCACUGCUGACAGCAGCCCAAAACAAACCUAUGCUCGUAGAGUUGAAAAAUGGCGAAACAUUCAACGGCCAUCUCGUCAAUUGCGAUAAUUUCAUGAACAUAACACUACGGGAGGUGUACCAAACGAGCGCAGACGGCGAUAGAUUCUGGAAGUUGAAGGAGUGUUAUAUUCGCGGCAGCACCAUAAAAUACUUGCGUGUACCGGAUACAUUGUUAGAUGCUGUAAAAGAGGAGCAAACCCGAGCACGAGAAGCUGGCCGAAAUGCGCGGGGAGGAGCAGGCGCAGGUAUGCGAGGAGGUGCGUCUGAGCUAAUCGUCCUGCUGUUUCAGGUUCGGCACACUGAUCAUGAUCCGUUCGUUCGCUUGUGUCCAUUAUCUUUGCACCACACGCCGUUUUCAUGGGAUAUCGAUAUGAUGCCUGUAAUUUCCACACAGGCCGAGGUGCUUCAUCAAGAGGAGGCCGUGGAGGUCCAAGAGGUAGCGGACAACGUGGACGAGGGCGUGGACGGGGAGGUUAGAUUCCUGCCGCGAUCAUCAUCCUGUGCAAUUCACUUUCAGGGUAUGUCAUACGUGACCCAUGCGUCUCCACUGCCAUACGUCAUUAUCCAGUACAUACUCAGUGCCGGAAUGAUCACAGUGUGUUGUCUAACCACUACUUAAUAAGAACGUGCAUAGCCAGAUAGUGCAUCUUUCUUCGGCCCCGCAUACUUGCACAGCUCACAUUUUGGGUGUUUCCUUG